AAUAAUUUGACUGCGCAUCCAAGAAUAAUUAUUUUACAAACUUUACAUAACAAAACGUUUUUGGUAAAGAAAAUCUGGGAAAACAGUGUUAAGUUUCUCGGACAUAAAGAUGGCUCAACCACCAACGCGUAGUUUAAUGAGAAUCCUGUUCAAUAGCUUCAUAAACUCAUUUAAACCACGCCAACUGAAGGGAAACUUAAUGGGGGAAGAUUAUCUCGGGAACAAGUUCUACGAGAUACCGGCUAAUCCUUCCCUAGGACAACGUCGAUCGCAACGAUGGUUUGAACCAACCGAGAAGGAGGCUUACAACCAGGAAGUCACGGCUGAAUGGGAAGCUUGGCUGCGUGGAAGAAGGAAGGAACCCCCGACCGCAGAGGAGCUUACGCGUAAUCUAGCAAUAAUGAAAAUGAAGGAACGCAACGCAGCUGAAUUGGAAGCAAAGUAUAGUAAACCCACGGAUGCAGCAGAGCUGCAGAAAACGACUACUGGCAUGGGUUCGUUCCCACAGUACGAAGAGUAUGAGAUAAUGCCUGGAAAGAAGAAACACGAAAAGUAGAAGGAAUGUGAUACAAACUAACUAAUUCAGUUGGUGUAAGUUUUUAAAAUAAUAGAGUAAUUUAUUUGUUUCUGAAGAGAAGCGUAAUUGUAUAUAUAUACAAUUAUAUUAGUAGGAUUAAUAAAUUGUUUCCUUCUUUGAAAAUCAUAA
Ochlerotatus camptorhynchus is the source of this 706-nucleotide messenger RNA. Its product is annotated as NADH dehydrogenase [ubiquinone] 1 alpha subcomplex assembly factor 2. NCBI's taxonomy places the organism in Eukaryota, Metazoa, Arthropoda, Insecta, Diptera, Culicidae. The transcript is spliced from 2 exons. Bases 110 to 556 code for a protein of 148 amino acids. Gene Ontology annotation, cellular component: membrane; mitochondrion. The record is from RefSeq and is a predicted model, not a curated record. Gene Ontology annotation, biological process: mitochondrial respiratory chain complex I assembly.